CGUCAAUUAAAAUUAAAUGGCAACAGAUAAAGAUGAACAUAAAGAGGAUGUAGCUAAUUUUAAAGAUAGCGGUGAAGACAAACAACUUUUGCCACAAAAACAAGUUCAGAUAAUUGAUCCAGUAAAGGCAGUAAAUUCAUUAGGAGAAUGUUGUGAAAAAGAUCCUGCUGAACAACGAAUUAGUUUAAAAGCUUAUCGUCGUCGAUGGAUCGUUUUGUUUGUGGUAGCCUUAUUAAAUAAUAUAAAUACAAUGCUCUGGAUUGCUUUUUCACCAAUUUCCAAUCAUGUUGACACCUUUUAUGGACGUAAUUCGACAAUAUAUUUUUCUGCUGUUUAUAUUUUUGUAACGAUUCCGAUUGGGAUUUUUGCAAUAUAUUCAAUUUUAAUUGCUGCUUGGGCAAAUGGAAUUGGGGCAUUUAUUCGUUUAGCAAGUUCAUUCUUCCCAGAUGAUAUGCCUGGUUUUCGAUUUCCUGUCGCGGCAGCUUGGUUUCCCGAUAACCAACGUACUUUGGCAACUACAAUUGGAGUUAUGUCAAAUCCUCUCGGAGUUCUCUUGGCCAAUUUAAUUAGUCCGAUGAUUGUUGGAAGUUGUGAACAUGUCAAAAUUCUAAAUAUACUUUUUUCUGUUCCAAGCAUUAUUUUAACGGUUGUUGCUUCUGUGGCAAUUACGAGUUCCGAACCAAAAAUUCCACCAACAUUAAGUGCCAGUAAACCAAGUUAUCCAUUUAUUGAAGGAAUUAAAAAAUGUUUUACAAGUAAACAAUAUUUGGUUCUUCUUUUGGUUAUGGGAGGAGGUAUUGGAAUGUUUAAUGCCUUAUAUACUUUAAUGCAACAGCUUUUAUGUCCAUCUGGUUAUUCAAAUCAAUUUAGUGGUUUUACUUCUGCUUUAUUAAUUACUGGAGGGGUUGUAGGUGCAACUGGAGCAAGUUUUGUUGUUGAUAGAACAAAACUUUAUGUUGAAACAAUGAAAGUUUCUAUGGCUGUAGCUGUCGGAUUUGGACUUGUAUUUCUUCAGUUAAUACUUCAUCGUGAAAUGGAUAUUUGGAUUCUUUUGGCUUGUUUCAUUUUUGGUGUCUUCGGUUUAGCUGCUUAUCCAGUUGGAUUACAACUUUCGGCAGAAUGUACUUAUCCAGUCUCUGAAACAACAUCAACAGGUCUGGUUGUGUUAAGUGGACAAAUUCAGACAAUUAUUUAUUUAUCUGUUAUGAAAACAUUGGCUACACCAUUACAAUCAUUAUAUCGAAAAUAUGAGGUGUGUACUUUACUUAAAGUGGCAGAACACGAUCAUUUAUCUUCUAUUCCACCUACUUGUGGACAUGGAAAUAUUUCAAUUAAUGUAGCUGACAAUGAACAGACUGUUGAACCGAUGGAUUUUACUCUUUCAGUUAUUGUUAUGUCAAUGAUAGCCGCUUUUAUCGUUUUAAUUUUACUUUUAUUAUUCCGUCCAAAACUUCGACGAAUGGAAAUGGAAAAUGUUUUGCUUAAUGCAGAUUCAGGAAAAGAAUUGGAAGUUGGAGUUAAAAUUGAAGAGGAAAAAGUAAAUUUAAAAAUAAUUACCCCUGAUGGAGUACAAAAUACUAAUGAAAAUUAA
Meloidogyne enterolobii is the source of this 1591-nucleotide messenger RNA. The record is from the annotation of a GenBank genome assembly. NCBI's taxonomy places the organism in Eukaryota, Metazoa, Nematoda, Chromadorea, Rhabditida, Meloidogynidae.